CCUUGUUUAACAAUUUUAUGAACACGUAAAAUAUCCCGUGUGUGUAAAUUUAAUUAUUUUGCCAGUUUAUGUGUUAAUUUUACCCCUACAUUUAAAAAUAUAUUAGCGGUUAGUGUCACCGUGAAAUAUUACUCGCGGAGGAGACGACGCACACGGAAGCGCAAUGGCCACUAAACAAGUACCGAAAGGAGAGGAGCAGAAGAAGGUGCCAGUAACUGCUCCUGUUCUUAAAACAGAGAAGGAACUAAUAACAGUAGAUAAAGAUCAUAAAAAGGACGAUAAGGCUGCUUCGAAGGGGGGCAAUGUGCAGAAAGAUCCCAAGAAAACUGGAAAGGAUGUGAAAAAAGCAGACUCCAAUCAAAGAAGUGACCCAAAUUUCCGAAGAAAGCACUCAAUGUGCGCCCCUCUGGUUGCUCGGCAAACAUCGACCAGAUGCUCUGCAGCAUAUCUUGAGUUAUCAUGCAAACUGCUUCAGUUAUCGAAAUUUUCAGCUCCUCCUGGAUUGCAGGUAGCAGUGGUACGUAAACUGUGCUCUUCACGUACCCCCAAAGAAAGAAGUCAAAAACAGUUUUUCCACAUUACAAAAGAUGAUGAAGAAACGUACAGAGCAACUGGAGAAAUUGCCCCACAAGUGGUUGACCAAGCUGUACGCAAGGCCUUGGUUCUUGAUGUGGCACUCACUGGCACCAGACCCACCUGCAAGGAAUUCUUGAAAGGAAUAUGUAAUAUGCAGAAUUGCCGCUUUCGACAUCUGAGUCAACGUGAAUAUGAAGAUGAAGUCUUUCAUGCUUUACAAGAUGAAUUGGAGAUGGUUUUGGGGCCUCCAGAGAGACGGCAAUCACCUCCCUCCCGAACAGUCUUCAGUUCCCUGAGCAGUUACCUUGACCCACCCAAGUAUAGCACACCACCAGUAGGUGAUUACCGUGAUGAUUUACUGAUGUCUGAUGACUUGCGCACCACUCUUUUGUCUCGUUCUGAUUAUGAACCAGGAGCCAAGAGGCCCAGGUAUUUUGAUGAACCAUUAUUCUCAGCAAGAGACGAUUAUGGGGAUAACCCAAGGAGGUGGGAUGACAGAAUGGAUUAUGACAGAGAUAGACUUGACCGAGGCAUACUUGAUCGUGACAGACUUGACAGAGACAGACUUGAUUUAAAUUUAACUGAAACAGAGAGGAUGAUGCAAGAAUUGUAUAAUCUGAGAAAUGAUAAUUUAGAUCUCAGGAGGAAUUUAGAACAAAAGAUUGGUGACCUUAGAGAGGAACUCAACACUGUCAUGCAAGAAAAUGUAGGCCUUAGACAUGAGAAUACAAAACUCCGAGCUGCUGCUAAUGAAGAUGCCUUAACACACAAAGCAGCCAUAGAAAAGCUUACUCUGGCAAAUAGUAAUUUAUCUCAAGAAAGUAGAAAGACUCAAGAAGCUGUUCGUCGACUGGAGCAUGAGAACAAUGAGAUAAGGAAAGCUUUGGAUGUUAAACAAAAAACUAAUAAUGCUCAGUUGGAGAAGAAAUUAGAUGCCUUAGAAAAGGAAAAUAUCCAAGUUCGAGAUUCACUGAAUAAAGUUAAUGCUACCUUGAAAAAGACUCAAGAAGACAAAGGAAAACUGGAAACAGAGCUGGAAGAAUUGAAGAUAAAGUCACGUAACCAACCAGCUACAGCGAGGAAAGAUGGACACCAAAAUAGCAAUCCUGGCUAUAAUCAAAGAAAUGACUACUCCAGAGACUCGGUGGCCAAAGGUCGACCACAGACAGGACCUACAGAUACCUUUCAUGAUGACAGGAGAGAACAGGAUGUGCGAGGAAGUGGAAAUGCUCGGGGUUCAGAUAGGUAUGGCUCAGAUAAAUGGGUAUCAGAAACUAAGGUCCAAUACAACCAGGGUUAUUCUACAAGGGGAUCGGACACUCGGGGAGCAGAUGCACAAGGACCAAAUGUAUGGUCCGAUGCAGACCGCUCUCGUAAUUGGCCAGCUGGAGGUCCAGCACAAACUUGGGGAACGUCUCUCAAAAACCAAACCCCCUCUGCUCCACUAUCAGAUAGUGGCCCUUCCAGAUCUCAGGGUCUUCUAGGAGAAUAUAAGCCCGUUGACGACCGUAUGAGAUCUCAGACUUCUUCCCUUCAACGUGGAACUGCUUAUCCACCAACUCUAGUACCCCCUCCAUUAUCAAACAUGCCAGACUAUAGUGAUCAGUCUCUCUCACAGGGACCUUCACGAGGUUUUAAAGAUCCACUUGCAACAGGGGGCCAGUAUUCAGCUCAGGGCACUUCCCAAUAUUCAACUCAAAACACUCCCCAGUAUUCUACUCAGAACACUUCACGCUUUGAAGGACGAGAUUAUGGCCUGUCAGGAUACGACAGUGAAAAUAGGAACCAGUACGGGAGUGCAUCGCGACCUCUGUCUACCAGUUCACAUUGGCAGGUUGGAGGGGGAGCUGAUAAUGGAGAGACUGGAAGAGGAAUGGGACAGACAUGGAACCGUAGAGGGAAGCCAAUGUCCAAUUACUAAUCAGAAAAUCACCGAGUGCUGAAUUUACCUUGUAAAUAUUCACUUAGGAUUAAAUUCUUAACCAAAUUUCAAGUUAAAUAUUGACGUAUACCAAGAGUCACAAAAAAUGAUUUGGUAUAUUACAUUGAAGUUUUAUUGUACUGUACAUGCAAGAUUGGUGCAUGAUUGAAAAAGCUUUGACUAGCUAAUUUUAUGCUAAAAACUUACCACUGACCAAGCAUCUUUGUUGUAAAUGUUGUACUGAUGCUAAUUUGAACUCUGUGGACACAGCCUACAUCAGCCUAUCUGUCAGCACAAACUUUGUUUAAUGAAAUGCCCUACCCCCUUUCACUUCCCCAUGCUUUUUAAUUAAAACAAAUUAUGUAAUUUAUGACAGCUAGUUUUGCACUUUGUUCAAUUAAUAGGUUUAUUUUUACUUUUUUACUUUUUCAUAUGAAGCGCUCCCUGCAUAUAAUUGGUGCUAAUUUUAAAAAACUGAAUCAUCAUUGGCUAAUGGAGUUGCGUUCAAAUCCUGUGCUCCCAUUAGCUCAAAGAGCUGAGCUAAAUGCCUACUUGAUGUCUCGUAGAAUUUUCUGCUCCAAAGAUGCGUGAGCUAUUUAGGUCAAGAAUGUCAUUAUUUUUAAUGCAAAUUUACUUUAAAUAUUGGCACCACUAGACAAGGAGGAACAAACGAAACAACUAAAAAGAAUACAUUUUCGAAAUGAAUGUGUUACCAGUUCAGGUGGUGCUUGCUUAGUUAAUGCAGGGAGCACCUCGUAUUGUCAACAGUUAACUUGAUUGUCAUUUUAUUAAUUGCAGCUGGCAGAAUAUAAAAUGCCUUGCACAUAGAUAAUAAAUUUACAUUUUCUGUGGUCUGUUGUGCACUGAUGUAGCACAUUAAUCUAGUUUAAAGUAUAUGCCCUAGAGAGCUUGCUAUUAUAAUUUUAAUUUGAAAUAUUCAUGCAGUCCCUUUCUUUUAUAUAGAGGUAAGGGCAACAUAAAGGUGUAGCAAUCCAUGAAAUGUUAAUUUUUUAUUCAUUUAGAAGUAUAAUAAUAAAUCAAGUAUGUUACUGUGCAGUUAAAUAAAAUUAGCACUUUCAGUUGAUUUAACAAAAAUGAUUUAAGUGUUUUUUUUUUUUUGGUUUUGUAGUUUUAAUUAAGUAGAAAAUUAUAGUUUAGAAGCGCUACAGCUUUAGUUCAUCUCGUAUUCACAUUUUCAGUAUACAUGUAUUUUCCUCCACUUGCCUAGAACUUGAAAGAAAUCUAAAAAUAAUUUCAUAUGUAUCAAUACUCUAAUUUUGUAUAGCUGGAAGAUUAAAAGUCAUUGGCUUCAUAAAGUGAAUUGAGAAUUAAAUGUGACAAUUAUGUUUAGAAAAAAAAAAAAAGCUUCAAAAUACAUUUGGUUAAAACCAUAAUGUUGCUGUUUAGUGUUUAGAUAAUAGUAUUUGUCAACAGAUUAUGAGAUGAGGAUAUUUACAAGUAUUUAAAGGUUGUAAAUUAUAAGGAGUAAUGAGUUCCAUUACUAGACUGUACAAGUAAGUAUAAGGUGGACUGAUCACAAGGUGUGAGUUUACAAUUGCUUUAGUAGCCAAAGAUGGCGUAGUGUUUGUUAGACUGUUGAAGCUUCCUAGGCCAUUAGCUGAGCUGUAUUUGCAGCCAUAUGUCAAGUGUUUCUUUAAGUGUAUUGGAAUAAAUGUGUUUAGAUUAUAAGUA
Cherax quadricarinatus is the source of this 4189-nucleotide messenger RNA. Lineage: Eukaryota; Metazoa; Arthropoda; Malacostraca; Decapoda; Parastacidae. The record is from RefSeq and is a predicted model, not a curated record.